AUGGGGUGCGCAGAGCCUGGUGAAUACAGAGCCCCGAAAAACCGUGCCCUUAAAGACUAUCAUUGGUUUUGCAUUGAUCAUGUACGAGAAUACAAUGCUUCCUGGAACUUUUACCGAGGCAUGAAAGCGGAUGAACUAGACGCGCACUGGAUAUCUGACAUGACGUGGCAACGCCCCAGUUGGCCCUUAGGGGCUUCUGCUCCUUCCUACCGACGUUUCGAGUCCAUCCUCCACAACCGAUUUCUUUUUGAGGAAGAUAAGCAAGAGGACCAUGCGCACCAAGAAAACGAACCCAGACAAAAAUCAUACUUCCCCCCUUAUAGCGAAGAGGCAAAAGCACUCAAGCUUUUCGCCCUCCAGCUCCCCUUAUCAAAAGACAAUCUAAGAAAAAAGUAUAAACAACUCGUCAAGCAAUACCACCCAGACCAUCACCAAGGAAAUAAAGACUAUGAGGAACGUUUGAAAAAUGUUACUCAAGCUUAUGGCAUCUUAAAAAAAAUUGCUGCGUGA
Stylophora pistillata is the source of this 510-nucleotide messenger RNA. RefSeq lists its product as uncharacterized. NCBI's taxonomy places the organism in Eukaryota, Metazoa, Cnidaria, Anthozoa, Scleractinia, Pocilloporidae. The record is from RefSeq and is a predicted model, not a curated record.